This is a messenger RNA of Strongylus vulgaris, 261 nucleotides long. NCBI's taxonomy places the organism in Eukaryota, Metazoa, Nematoda, Chromadorea, Rhabditida, Strongylidae. The record is from the annotation of a GenBank genome assembly.
AUGCCAGCUCGGACAAUGCUUGGUGUUAAUGCACUCAUGGCUAUGAUUUUCCAGUUCGGCAACAUUAUGAAGAAUCUUCCACGAGUAUCUUACGUUAAAGCUAUCGACGUGUGGAUGCUGGCAUCAAUGACAUUUAUCUUCUGCAGUCUUCUCGAGCUAGCCGUUAUUGGAUAUAAAGUACGAGAGAAAGCUAACUUCAAUAAAGUAGCAUUGAAGAAAACGGAAAGCAACCGCCCCUUAAAUCAUUUACGCAUACAGUAA